Blepharisma stoltei is the source of this 1440-nucleotide messenger RNA. The record is from the annotation of a GenBank genome assembly. Lineage: Eukaryota; Ciliophora; Heterotrichea; Heterotrichida; Blepharismidae.
AUGAACUCUUCUGACGGAUCUGGAGACAAUGAACUUUUGCGAGAAAAUCCGCCGAAAAACACGACAUUUUUAAUUAUUCUGACAAUUACUGCAGCUAUUGGAGGUUUUUUGUUUGGAUAUGACACCGGAAUUAUUGGAGGAGCUAAUCUUUAUAUUUAUGAUGACUUGGGUUAUAAAACUCCUGUCGUCCUAGAAACAGUUGUCAGCCUAGCAGUUAUUGGCGCAAUGUUCGGUGCCUUAGCAGCUGGGCCUUUAUCUGACAUAAAAGGGCGUAAACCUACCAUAAUUGCUGCAGACUGUGCAUUUGUAACAGGAUCCAUUCUGAUGGCCAGCGCUCCUAAUAUAUGGGUGCUUAUGCUAGGACGCUUCAUAGUCGGCUUAGGUGUUGGUUCUGCAGCCAUGGUGGUCCCUAUAUAUCUAGCAGAGUCAGCUCCUCGGGAACUGAGAGGAACCAUUGUUAGUAUAAACGUAUUGUUUACAACUUCAGGCCAAUUAAUAGCAUACUGUGUCUGUCUCUCCUUAGAAGACCACUGGCGAUGAAUGCUCGGCAUCGGUGCAAUUCCAGCCAUAAUUCAAGUUAUUGGCAUGUUUUUUCUGCCAGAAAGUCCAAGAUUUCUUUACAAAGUCGGCAAGCUGGAACAAGGGCUAAAAGCAUUAUUACAUAUAAGGUACAGUUUAUUAUAUAGAAAAUAUGAAUAUAUUGAAGAAGAAGUAAAAGGGAUCAUGCAGUCAAUUAAAGAGGAAGGAAACCAUUCAUAUAAGCACCAGUUUAAGCUGCUUUAUAAAAACUGCAAAAGGUCUGCAAUGGUCGGAAUAGGACUCCAAUGUUUGCAGCAGCUAUGUGGAAUUAAUACAGCAAUGUAUUAUGGUCCCCAGAUCAUGCAAGUCGCAGGCUUUGACUCUUCUGGAAGAGAAGCGAUCAUUGCAAGUAUCCCAAUUGCAUUUGCUAAUAUGGUCGGAACGUUCAUAUCUGUAUGGUAUGUAGACAGGCUUGGCCGAAGAUCGACCCUUUUAUACACAAUUCCAUUUAUGGUAACUUUCUUAUUGUCACUUGGCGCAAGCUUUGUUUUUAUCACCUUUUUCAGUGUGGUUGAAUUUAUACAGUAUCUCGCAGUUUUUUCUUUGUUGGUCUAUAUUUUAUUUUUUUCUGUAGGCAUGGGGACUUGUCCGUGGAUCGUGAAUUCGGAAAUUUAUCCUCUGAAUUUAAGGAGUGCAGCGACAAGUGCGUCAACAACAGCGAACUGGGUCUCUAACUUUGUUGUGUCUAUGACUUUUGCGUCAGCAAUUUCUUUCGAUGCAGGAAGAGUUGGGAUAUGAAUCAUACUGGCAGGGUUUGGGGUCAUAAGCUGAUUUUGGGUGUAUAAGUUACUCCCUGAGACUAAAGGGAAAUCUUUGGAAGAAAUUUUGACAAUAUUUCAAACAGGAAAAGAACUGGAUUAA